AUGGAGCUUAUCACCAACACCUUGAAGCCUAUUCCGAUCCUCAAAAGCUAUGAUCUAAUGCAGAAGCGCCAGGGCUACAUAUUAGUCGUUAACGACUGUGACCUCGAACAGGCCGUAUCGCAACUACUGGAGGCUGGAUUUUGGCGCGCAGGGUGGUCAUGGGGCUCAUGUGACCCCGCAAAGCUGGAGCGCAUGGGGGAUCAAGCAAAGAAGAUUCACCAGAGAAUUAUUCCGCAAUAUGCAGACAUCGACAACAACUCAGUACGCUUUGCGUUUCCCCAGGCUAGCGCUGGACUUAGAAACGACCUAGUGGCACUAGUGUCGCCGUCGUUCGUCGGGCUCGCUCCGCCACUUCGUGAAGCCGAAGGGGCCACUACCUCUGCUGCCGCUGCUGCAACCGAUUUUACGUGUGUCGACGGCUUUCUAUACUAUCCCCACCUCCAGGUCCUGCUCGAAAGCCUGAUACGCACUCGCCUGCGGCUCCCUGAAGACGACCACGGCAUGUGGGCGGACAUGCUUGAGGUCUGGGCCAUCCCGUACCUCUGGACCCACACCAUGGCCCCCGAGGAUAUUCUCGACGGAAUCGAAGAUGAGCGUGUUAAAGAGUGGUUUAAUAGGGAAACCAAAAGAUUCGAGGGUGGGAUAGAUCGCGUUACCAUUACUAAGAGGAGGGGAAAGGUAUCGACGAGGCCACCGGAUGCGAGCAUUUGAAGACCAUGUAUCACCACCACCACCAUCACCACCACUGCUAAGAACUUGCUCUGCUGUGGCUGCGAGGUCUUAUGAAGUAGUAAUAUUUGUCUCCUUUAAUCACGUUCUUUUUUCUUUAAUGCAAUUUUUUUUCUGUUUCUGAAAAGGGUGCAACCUAGACAUUCGCCAAUUUUAUUCCGUUGUAUUCUCUGCUUCGCCGCUAUAACUAGCAUCUCCUCCUCUAAGGCGGUACUCAUGCAUUCGGUGAGUACACAAUUCCCACAGUUGCCAUAAUGCGAGGCUGGGAACAGCUAUGAAUUCACCACUCGUAACUUCCCAGUACUGCCUUCGCCGACUCAUAAGAGUGAUCCUAUUUCGGACUUUGAUGAACCCAGAAGAAGACACCAUCAGAAUACAAAGUCAGGGAUGCCGGUAGGCCCGAAACAGGGAACA
Durotheca rogersii is the source of this 1143-nucleotide messenger RNA. RefSeq lists its product as uncharacterized. The transcript has 2 exons. The record is from RefSeq and is a predicted model, not a curated record. The coding region runs from base 1 to 711 and encodes 236 amino acids. NCBI's taxonomy places the organism in Eukaryota, Fungi, Ascomycota, Sordariomycetes, Xylariales, Xylariaceae.